CGGCAGCGGCACCCCUGCGACUAAGGGGUGGGAAUUACUGGCAAAAAGAGGGGGUGCCUUCGUCUACCCCAACUUUAGUUGCGAACGUGCGCGUCACCUAGACGGAGUUGUUCUUCUUUUUCACGUUGAAACCCCCGUAAACUAAGUCUAUCAUCAUCCAUGUCGUUGAAGUUUACAGUCAAUCAGAUUAUUUACUAAACACUUAUGGCUUUAGCCACUUGUAUUAAUUCGUACGAGUAUCGUGAACAUAGAAAUAUCGAUUUUAUAUAUUUUUUUAAUGAUAAAAUGAGAUAUUACUUUAAUAAAAGAAGCAUGUACUCCUCCCGUGACGUUUGUAAUUUUAUCCGGUACGCCUUUCGAUAUCGAUUCCAGUAAACUCUACGGCUUACCAUUGCCCUUCUCUCUUCUCUUCUCCCUGUCAAGAACUUCACUAGAUUAUACCAUCGUUCUUUUUCGUCCUUUCAUACACCAUACGAUUUAUUACCCUCUUAGAGAAACGAUAUUUAUAUUAUAUAUAUGUAUAUAUAUAUAUAUGUAAACGUGGACGCGUUUGAAUAUCGUUUACUUUUAUAAAUACUUUCUGCAAAGUAUCAUCACUUUUUUAUUUUUUAUGGGGAUUUCAACGUAAAUUUCUCUAUCACAAUGGGAAAGCUUCGUAUUGAGAAAAUUGAUGUAUACCAGUGUGUAUCGUAUGACAGGGGGAAUGCAAUAAACGAAAAAAUCAGUAGUCUGCGAAUCCAUCGUACUUAACGAAUGAACGAAUGAAGAGUGAAUCAAUCAAAUUACAUUUCGUAUAGGAGAUAAAGAAAAAAGAAAAACAAAUAUAAUAAAAUAAAAUAAAAUAAAAUAAAAUAAAAUAAAAUAAAAUAAAAUAAAAGGAUUAUUCUACCGAUUCUCUGGGCGAAGAUCGAAUGCCCAGAAUGACCACAGAAAUUUUUCAACAUGGCGGUAAUGAAUCUGUCUACUCUUGUCAGGCAACAACGCAAGGUGUGAAACGUAACAGGGAACACCGUACCGUUGUAAAUUGGACGAGAAAAUACGACGUUGAAAAUAUAAAUUAAAUUGGAAACAAGAAAAACAAACAAACGUUGCAACACCUGAUAAAAAUUUUCAUUUAUUUAUUUCAUUUAAUUAUUUUCAUUAUUUCGUGUCACAAAAAAGAAGAAAAAAAAAACACAGAUAAAAGUAUCGCCUGAUCACGAAGAUUUUUUCGUAAUAAAUCGUCAUCAUGAAGAUAAGCACACAAGAAAAUGUAAUAAUAAUUUUCUUCUAUAGGAGACAACGAAAUUAAUCGGUAUCAUCAUCGUCUGGAAUAAAAAAAAAGCAAAAAUAAAAAACAAAAGAAUAAACAAAAACAAAAACAAAAAUACAAGUUGAGGAAGUGGAGAUGACUUGGUCAUUCGAAUGGUCAACGCUAGGAGUAUUGAUUCUUCUUCUCCUUAACUGUGGUACAUCAAGAUCAAUCGCGAGUAUCAACGAACCACCAAUUUUAUUAAAAGUCAUAGUUCCAGCAUCUCACGUUGCACUGUCCGGUGAUUUAACAAUUUUUAUAUUAGAAUCAUCUCAAGAAAGAUUUUCAACUAUUCCGAACGAAAUACAAACGGAAGAAAAAGAAAUUGUUGAUGAAAAUACUACUGAAAGUUUUCAUUCGAUUACGAAUAAUCCACUUAUUUUAAGAGUAUUAUUUCUGAAUGGGUUAACAUCGGAAUUAAUCGGUGAAUUUCCGUUGGAUACUUUACCGGAAAAAGGUGAAAAUGUUACCUUGACGAUACCAUGCGGAUAUUUUUCAAGAGGUGGCACUUAUACUUUGCAAUUGCAAUAUAAAUUUUCCAAAAUACCGUCAAAGAUAACCGAUAUCGCUGAUUUGUCGACCAUUCAGAUGAGCAAUGCUUUAGACGUAAAGUGGCCAACACCGUCAUUAUUUUUGGAACGUCAAAGAUUUACAACUUAUCCAAACGUAUCAAUAUCGGCUACGUUAAGGUACAAAGAAAUCUUUUGCGAACCUUCGGAAAAGGUUCCAGCUGCGGUGUACACGUUACAAUUAAUUUAUUGCGGUUCCAGUACGGUAGCAUGCGAUCCACAAAACAAAAGUCGCGUUCAAAUACUUUAUCAUGAAGAAGUAAAAGGAUUCCCAACGGAGAAGCAUAUUAUUCUACAUUGCGAAUAUUUUGGGCUUGCCGGUGAUUAUGCUAUUAGAUUAAAAGCAUCACCAGUUAAUCCUAAUGCACCUACGAUUAGUGCAUAUAUCAAAGUCGAUUGGUCGGAAGAGUUUGUCUUCAGUGUUCAUGCACGAUCAAUUUAUCCAUGUGAAGGACCAAGAGGAGUACCAGUUAUAUUCGAAUAUCCAUCCUGUCGACUUCAAGGUGAUCGUGUGCGAGUUUAUGGUCGUCUUAGGGCAAAUGUUCAAUCGCUUGCACCACCUUCCACCCUUCAUUACAUAGCGGAACUCAAAGCUGUCCCGGGGAAACACACGUUGAACUUCGAAUGCGACAUAUUUAAGGAAAAAUUUAUCGAAUAUUGUUUCGUUUAUGUCAGUCAAGCGAUAACAGGUGCCAUGGCCGAAGUGAAACUUUCUUGUAUUCCAACGUUUCCAUUCAAAGAAAACGAUGCCGGUGGUUGGGGUUCGUGGAGUCCAUGGACACCAUGCAGCAGUUCGUGCAUCGGUGGAAUUAGAAAUCGUUAUAGAUUUUGCGACAAUCCACCACCUAGAUACGAUACUAAAUUUUGUCAGGGUAAAGCCGUUGAAACGGAAUCCUGUGGUGGAUCGUUAUGGCUUGGUUUACGGGAUACAUGGAAUAUGGCUGAUUGGGAUUGUCAUCAUGGUACCGAAUUAGCUGCUAUACGACCGGAAGUUACCGCACAAAUCGGAGUUAAAUGUCGUUGCGGAUGUUUGAUCACGUUAGGGGAGGAAACAUCGAGAAAAAUGUUAGCAGCCAAUACGCAGGCCUGUCCUGGCCGAUCUUUCUGGUUGGUAGAGGCAAGGCAAAACUUCCUAGUCAGAUUGCACGUAGAUCAAGCACAAUUUCCAUGCCCAGGACAAUAUUUUCGCGUACGCGAUGGCGAUUCAUUGAGCGCGAAUCUUUUAACAGAUAUUGCCUUUGAUAAAUCUCUUCCAUCAACGAGGACAAUUAUUUCUACCGGUGUACACUUAUUGUUAGAAUUCUUCAGCGACGAAAUAACAGCGGCUGGCGAAUCUUGCGUCGGUGGUUUCCUAGCACAUGCUGUCAUUAUUUAUAAGCCAAGAGAAGGGAACGAAACGUUAAUGUCGGUGCCUUUUAAACAUAAUUCCACGUCCGUUGUCGGUGAAUGGAUAUUUUGGAUGACACCCGCCCAUUUAGUUGCGGCGUCACUAUUAAUGUUAAUAUUUUUCAUAUCUAUUUCUCUAGCAUUGCAAUUUGCCUUUAAAUAUAGGAAAUAUCAUAUCGCCGAAGAUUUGGAUAAUUUGAGCGAAUAUUCCGUAUGUAGCGAUUCUGGACCAAAUACAGUCAGACGCGAGAAGACUUUAUCUUCCGCAACUUUAAUCUCCGAAGUUGUUUCUUUGGUCAGAUUAUCUAGAAGAGGUACACCCAAUCAUAUGAAACUUGAAAGCACAUCUUGCGGAGCUGAAGAGGAUUAUGAUAGUUCUGAGACACAAGCAGAAUACGAGGAUGAAACUACUGAAAAAUCAGGUACAUUGAAGUUAAAUGAUUCUGAAACUAGUGGCUCACAAAAUACUAUAGUUUCUAGCAAGGACAUUACCGAGAGCGUAUCUUUCAUGUCGAAUAUCGUUUUUGUUGGUCAGCCUGAAGUGAAAUAUGCCAGACCAGUGAAAUUACGAACGUUAGGAUUGCAAAGUCCUACCUUAGAUAAAGAUUCAACGAUAGACGAUAAUAAUAAAAUUCAAAUAGUAUCGGAAGAUAAUACGAAUAAUGGAAAAUUACGUCAAUACGAUCCUACGAGCAAUGUUGUUUUGCGAGGCAAGGAAUACUCUCCCGUACGAAUGUAUUCGAAUGUCGUCCCAACUUUGCGUACCGGGAAGGAAACGAAAGAUCGUAGAAAUCGGGAACGUUUACUUCACGGGCCAGGAUCGGAAUACAGUAUAAUUAAUCCCGAAAUGGAUUUGGAAUUGGACUACUAUGACUACAAUGUUGCGAAUGCAGGUGCAGCUCCUGGUUCCUAUCUGGGUAUGGACCCAGCUUUCUUAGUCUGGAUACCACCGUUGUUGUCUUCGGAUUCUGAUAUCAUUCCCAUGGAAAAUGUAGACGGUCGUUUGAUGAUGGAAGGACAACUAGGAGGAAGAGAAGGACUGGUGCUAGAUACGGAAGGAGCUACUUUAACUCCAAGCGAGUAUAGAAGAAUGAAAAUGUUGAUACCUGGCGAAUCCAAAUCCAAUUUAGGUAUUUGUCCUAAUACCGAGGAACAUCAAGAUGAUAUAUUAAAGAAAUGUGAAUCCAAAGGAAACUUUCUUUCGGAUGAGGACUCUUAUGAUGGUAAGGAAAUGUUGAUUGAACGGCUACUUCCUAUUCAUCGAAUACUCGAAGAUUCUAGAAUCAGAGUGAGCGAGGAAUCGUUGUCCAGUCAGGCAUUUAGAGAUAGAACGAUAAUUCAAAAUAUUAUUCCGAAUCGACUUUACGAUAAUACAACUCCUACUUCUAAAUCAGAAACUAAUGUAUCGUCAGACAAAAUUUUCGAUCAAUCGUUGAUCGAACAAAAACAACAAACGAAUCUUCCGAAUUCGUCGAAAGAUAAUAAUCGAUGUGGUGGUAUUACCAAUGUUAAUAGUGUCGAUAAUAAUAUCGUCCAGGUAGAUGAUAAAGAUAAGAAUGUUAAAUCACCAUUGAACGUUAAACGUAAUCGUUCGGAUUCUAGUUAUUCCAAAUUAUUGUCAUACGUUGGAUAUAAACCAAAAAAUAGUGUCAUUCAAACUGACGAGAAGAAAAACGAGGAAUUAAUCGUUCCUAAUGAAAAUAUUAACGAACAGAAUACGAAUGAUAAUGCGAAGGACAAUGAAAAGUCCAAAUCUUUGCUAUCUAAUCUAGAUCUAACGAAUGUUAUGCAAUAUAAGUACAAAGAUUUCACUAAUUUCACUCAAGCCUGCUGCGAAAAUAACAAGAAUUUAGAUAUCGUUAAUAUUCCUAUGACGGAAUUGUCACGAGGUUGUUUGAAAUCACCGGUUAAAGUGCACAGGCAGCAGCAGCAGCAGGUGGUAGAUAAGAAAAGGAUAAUUGUACCGCAAGAAGAAAUUCUAAGUCCCGAUUAUGGCGUUGAAACUGAUAUGAAGGACGAAUCGCACGAAUCUUUUUACGAUUUAAUUCGAGAAUCUGAGAAUGAAAUUAAAUACGCGGACGCGGACGAGGACGACGAAUAUAUCGAUAAUAAAGUCAGUACAUAAAAAAAAAAAAAAGUAAUGUCAAAUCUAAAGAAAGAAAGAAAAUGACAAAAAUCAAAAAAGAAAAUCAAAGAAAUGAAUGGGGGAUGAUGUUCACCGUACUCGCCACCUUUUUUAAAAAAAAAAAAAAAGAAAGGAGCUCCGUCCCAAAGUAAUUUCAAUCUUCGUGAUCUUAUUUAAUUUCAUAUGCCAAAGAAAAUUCAUCUUUAAUUGUAAAUAUUAAUUAUAUACAGUGUCUCCUUCCCUACCUAUCGUUACAAAAUAGUAAGAAAGGAAAACAAAAAAAACAACAUUAAUCAAUGUGUCUAAUAGCACACUGCAAUGAUUCAUAGAAAUAUUGUUAUAGUUCUUGCAGCUACACUUUGAGAAAUGAAUUACUAUGUAAGUAUACUUACUAUAUAUAGAUCGCCAUACUUCCUCUACUUUGCUGAACUUUAGAUACGUUAAACGACAAGAUUAAAGUGAAGAAUCAAAGGAAAAAGAACAAAAAAGAACAAUAAAAAGAAAUGAAAAAAAAAGCAGAAACCGUGCCUUAGGAGAUUAAAGAAUUGUUGCUAAUUGUAUUAAUUCAUCCAUUUGUAGUAAGUUAAUUGAAGUCAUUCAUUAUUAAAGGUAACGUAACACACUUUAUCGAUGCUUUAUUCUAGAAUCUAGUGAUUUUUCAAAUUUCAAUAUCUUAAUUUAAAUAAUACGUAGGACCACACGAAUUAGUAGUACAUCAUCACGUAAACAUAUCACGAGGCGUUUAUUAAAGCCUUAUUAGAUUUAAAAUAUUAGAAAAUCAUUGAUACCUCAAAAACAUUAGAACAUUCAAUUUUCGCUUAAAACAUUCAAUGUAAUAUACUUAUAGCUGUAUUACUUAUAACGAUUU
Messenger RNA from Polistes canadensis, 6239 nucleotides. RefSeq lists its product as uncharacterized. Bases 1388 to 5371 code for a protein of 1327 amino acids. The transcript has 16 exons. The record is from RefSeq and is a predicted model, not a curated record. Gene Ontology annotation, cellular component: cell periphery. Lineage: Eukaryota; Metazoa; Arthropoda; Insecta; Hymenoptera; Vespidae.